UGGACGGAAAUAAUAAGCUGUAAUGAAAAACAACACAUGGCAGUCUAUGAAGGAAGUAGGUCUACAUAGUGCCUCUUCUUCGCCCAUUUUGGAUACAGGUGUUGUUUACAGUAUCGAUAAUAAAGCUUGAAAAUGACAUGUAGUAGCCUAGGCUGGAAUUAAUGACGUUAACCUCGGCAGUGAGUUUAUCUCUGAGGUCAAUGAUUAGCUAACUUCGGGUAUUUACCGAGGGGUGAAAGAGCACUUGUGAAUGUGUCCCGAUUAACUCUCAAACUGGUGAAAGAGACUGGGAUAUAUUCAACUGAAAUUGGAAAUARUUGUAUUAUCUGUAAUGGACCCAUUUGACGCAAUGUCUCCGCGCAAGGUUCUGGAGCGCGUCUCUACUCUGCUGGGAUGCAGCCAGACAUCGAAUGAAGUAGCCACAUAUCUGGACAAUCACGACGAACUGAAGCAUCUACGUGAACAGUUUCUAUUACCCAAAGUUGCAGAACUCCCUCCUUCUGACCUUACGCUUGUGGAUGGCACCAAGGAAUGCAUUUACUUUGUGGGGAACUCACUUGGCCUCCAGCCCAAAAUGGCCAAGAAGUACAUUGACGAGGAGUUGGAUAAAUGGGCUAAAAUGGGUGUUCAUGGCCAUGUACAAGGCUCUCGACCUUGGGCCUGGGCGGAGAACAAUAUAGAGGAACUCAUGGCUAAUGUGGUUGGGGCUAAAGCUGAGGAGGUUGCCUUGAUGAACGGGUUAACAGUUAAUCUGCAUAUUCUGUUGCUGUCUUUUUACAAACCUACAGCAAAACGUCACAAAAUCCUUCUUGAGGACAAGGCUUUCCCCUCAGACCAUUAUGCUGUGGAAUCUCAGAUCCAGUUGAGAGGAUAUGACUCUAAGCAGAGCAUGCUGCUCAUGAAGCCCAGACCGGGCGAGGAGGUGCUGAGAACUGAGGACAUUCUGAACACGAUAGAAAAGGAGGGAGAUUCCAUUGCAGUGGUCCUGUUCAGUGGAGUGCAGUAUUACACCGGACAGCUCUUUGAUAUGGCCGCCAUCACCAAAGCAGGGCAGAAGAAGGAAGAAGUCCAGACUUCUGACGGGUUAUUUGGAGUGUCUGAUCCAGCACUACUACAACAAGGACGAGUCCCAGCCUCACAACCUACGUCCAUAUCAUCACUCCCUCCCACCCUGAGGAACGAGGCUGCCAACUCUCCCUCUCUUUUUCUGUCCCCAUCGCAGCCAUAUUCCAGGAGCUGGAGAAGAGGGGCGUCGCU
Molecule: messenger RNA, 1257 nt
Organism: Salvelinus sp. IW2-2015
Lineage: Eukaryota; Metazoa; Chordata; Actinopteri; Salmoniformes; Salmonidae
Source: RefSeq, a predicted model, not a curated record